Molecule: messenger RNA, 578 nt
Organism: Halichondria panicea
Lineage: Eukaryota; Metazoa; Porifera; Demospongiae; Suberitida; Halichondriidae
Product: large ribosomal subunit protein P2-like
Exons: 4
Coding region: 161-493 (110 amino acids)
Biological process (GO): cytoplasmic translational elongation
Cellular component (GO): cytosolic large ribosomal subunit; ribosome
Molecular function (GO): structural constituent of ribosome
Source: RefSeq, a predicted model, not a curated record
UCAUUAGCAAAAAGGUCAACCUAUGUCGUACCUCCUCUGGUUUUUGUAGUCUCAAUUUGGAUCACGUGAAGAAGUUGCGAACACGUGUAGUCUUACUUAUCUUUCCGACAUUUUUUACUGAAGGUUGCUUGGUCGUUUCGUGUCCCAGAGACUUAAAACAAUGCGUUACGUGGCUGCCUAUUUACUUGCCUCUUUGGGCCAAGAAGGAGCUCCCAGUAAAGAGAAGAUUGUUUCAAUCCUCGACAGUGUGGGAAUUGACGUUGAUAAUGAGAAGCUCGGCAAAUUGAUGUCUGAGCUUGAUGGCAAGGACAUUAACGAAGUGAUUGCUGACGGAAUGGGCAAACUUGCCUCAAUGCCAUCAGGAGGAGCUGUAGCUGUGUCCAGUGGUGAUGCCUCAGGAGAUGCUCCAGCUGAGGAGAAAAAGGAAGAAAAGAAGAAGGAAGAAUCUGAGGAUGAGUCUGAUGACGAUAUGGGCUUUGGACUGUUUGAUUAAACUUCUCCCAUUAUUAAUAGCUAUGUGUUUUAUAAUGCAAAAGUUUUAUAAAUGCAAAAUUUAUCAUGAGCAUUGACUGAUGACA